This is a messenger RNA of Fulvia fulva, 1089 nucleotides long. RefSeq names its product Soluble epoxide hydrolase. The record is from RefSeq and is a predicted model, not a curated record. NCBI's taxonomy places the organism in Eukaryota, Fungi, Ascomycota, Dothideomycetes, Mycosphaerellales, Mycosphaerellaceae. Bases 1 to 1089 code for a protein of 362 amino acids. Gene Ontology annotation, molecular function: hydrolase activity. The transcript has 2 exons.
AUGUGCAGGCCCGCUGUUCAAGUCAACUAUCGGGAAAAGGCAGUAGACAUGGCGUCCUACACUUCACUUUUGGUCCUGUUGAGCACCGUCGUCUGCCAGGCGCUCGCCCUCGUUCCCUUCGAUACCUGGUCCCACGCCCGAAUCCAACUCCAAGAUACCUCCAUCUACUUUCGCUACUCGCCCUCCGGCAAACCUCCCCUUCUCCUCAUCCAUGGCUUCCCCCAGCACAGUCCAACCUGGGCAACCAUCGGUCCCAUCCUUGCCGAACAGUACACUGUAAUUGCUCCCGAUAACCGCGGAAGCGGCGAGUCCGCCCUCGCCAUCAGCGAUGACUACACUGCACCAGCCGCAGCAGAAGAUCACCUCGCCAUCUUGAACUUCCUGAAUAUAUCCAGUGCAUACGUCGUCGCCCAUGACAAAGGAGCUGGAGUCGCUACGGCGUUGGCCUUUGAACAUUCUAAAGUUGUGGAGAAGUUGGUAUUGAUCGAGUAUGCACUUCCAGGAGGUGGGUAUUACACGACCUGCGCGACCUCGAACCAGCUCUAUCGCGACUGGCAACUUGCUUUCUUCGCUGUUCCGGAUGCCGCUGCGUACUUCAUCCAGGGUCGGGAGAAGGAGAUGUUGACGUGGUACCUUUACCAUGGGUCGUACAGUGGUAAUGCCGCGAUUAGCAACGAUCUGCUUGAGACUUAUACCAGAGCGAUUUCGAAGCCCGGAUUCUUGAGGGCUGGGUUGCAGUACUUUGGUGCGGCGUUCUGGGAGGUAGGGUAUUGGGCGAGGACGGUGGAGGCCAAAGGGAAGUUGCAGAUGCCGACGCUGGCGAUGGGUGGGGAGGCGAGUUUUGGGGCUGUGAUAAGGGAGGCGUGGGAAGGUCCGUAUGUGGAGGGGUUGGAGACUGAUGUGAUCCCCAAGGCUGGGCAUUGGAUGGGCGAGGAGAACCCGGUCUGGACUGCGAACAGGGUGUUGUGGUUUCUUGGCAAUGCGUCCACUGUUCCAAGCGUGGACUUGUCGUGGCUGGAAGAUACGAUCACCAUAUUCGGCAACUUCGAGGGAGCCACGCUGACUCCUGGCACCAAUGGUACAGUGUGA